This is a messenger RNA of Vigna angularis (adzuki bean), 5130 nucleotides long. RefSeq names its product putative pentatricopeptide repeat-containing protein At1g64310. NCBI's taxonomy places the organism in Eukaryota, Viridiplantae, Streptophyta, Magnoliopsida, Fabales, Fabaceae. Gene Ontology annotation, molecular function: RNA binding; protein binding. Gene Ontology annotation, biological process: RNA modification. The transcript has 2 exons. The record is from RefSeq and is a predicted model, not a curated record. The coding region runs from base 93 to 1637 and encodes 514 amino acids.
UAUUGUAACUUGGGCAGAUCCAUAAGAAAGUAAGUGCCGGCUCUUUCAUCACCUCAUUUUUGUUGCUGCCAGAAGUUAACAUUGUUAGCUUAAUGUUCGUUCCGUUUGAAUGGCUUCAUUCCGAACUCAGCAACAGUUGUAGGUCCCUCUUGAGGGUGAAGCAGUUACAUGCAUUCCUUUUGAAGACCCAUCUCUCAGAAGAUCCUUUUUACGCAACAAAAAUUGUCAGGCAGUAUGCAGUCAACAGCGACAUCGAAUCGGCCCAUCACGUGUUCGACAAAACUUCCAACCGAAGUGUCUAUCUUUGGAAUUCCAUGAUUCGAGCUUUCGCGCAGUCCCAAAGAUUUUUCAGUACAAUCUCUCUGUUUAGAACCAUGCUUGGGGCUGACAUAAGUCCUGAUGGUCACACUUAUGCUUGUGUUAUACGUGCGUGUGCUGACAACUUUGAUUACGGUACGCUAAGGCGUUUUCAUGGAGGUGCUGUGGCUGCAGGAUUAGGAUUGGACCCUGUUUGUUGCAGUGCCCUUAUGACUGCUUAUUCAAAACUCGGCCUUGUUCAUGAAGCGCGUAGAGUGUUCAAUAGGAUCACCGAACCAGAUAUAGUUUUAUGGAAUUCGUUGAUUUCUGGCUAUGGGAGCUCUGGUCUUUGGGAUGUUGGGAUGCAGCUGUUUAGUGCGAUGAAACUUGUCGGGAAGAAGCCUGAUGGGUAUACCCUGGCUGGGUUGCUUGUGGGUGUUGUAGAUUCUGGGAUGCUGAGCAUUGGCCAAGGAUUACAUUGUUUAAGUCAAAAGAGUGGGCUUGAUUCUGACUCUCAUGUUAGUAGUUUGCUGGCUGGGGUGUAUGAGAAGGUGCUGUACCUUUUUAGGAAAUUAAACAUGGAAGACAGGAAGGCAGAUGCUGUCUUGGUUGCCAGUGUAUUGGCUUCUAUUGCUCGUACGACAAAUGUAGGACUUGGGUGCGAGGUACAUGGUUAUGCUCUUCGGCAUCGAUUGGAACUAGAUGUCAGGGUCUCCUCUGCUCUAAUAGAUAUGUAUUCAAAGUGUGGUUGCUUGCAGUUGGGAAUUAGUGUUUUCAGGAUAAUGCCAGUGCGGAAUGUUGUUUCUUAUAAUUCUGUAAUUUUGGGUUUUGGCUUGCAUGGAUAUGCUUCUGAGGCUUUUAAGGUAUUUGAUAAGAUGCUGGAGAAAGGAUUGGUACCUGAUGAAGCCACAUUCUCUUCUCUCCUUUCUACCUGUUGUCAUGCUGGCCUCGUCAAAGAUGGUCGGGAGAUUUUCCGGAGAAUGAAGGAGGAAUUUAGCAUCAGAGCUAGGGCUGAACACUAUGUUUACAUGGUGAAGCUCCUUGGCAGUUCUGGGGAGUUGGAAGAGGCUUACAGUCUGAUCCAGUCUUUACCAGAACCUGUAGACAAGGCCAUCCUGGGAGCCUUAUUAUCUUGCUGUAAUUCUUGCGGAAAUUCUGAGCUGGCAGAAACUGUAGCGCAGCAGCUUUUGGCAAAUAAUCCUGCCGAUAAUGUAUACAGGGUUAUGCUUUCUAAUAUAUAUGCGGGUGAUGGUAGGUGGGAUGAUGUUAAGAGAUUGAGGGAUAAAAUAACAGGAGGUAUGAGAAAAAUGCCCGGACUAAGCUGGAUCGAAAGCAGUUAGCCAGCUGCCGCGCUUGCCAGAAACAGAGAGGAUUCUCCAAAAGGUAUUAGAAUGUUAAACGUAAUUUUGUAUAUUUUUUGCUUCUUCUAUUUUUUUCUUUCUUUUAGGAAUGCAUAGAAUUGGACUUGAGAAUUGUCUUUUAAGAAAAAGCAAGGAAUUCUCAUCUAUAAAAUCACACAAUAAGGAGUUUCUUUAAGUCUAUGCCUGAUAGAAAACACAUAUUGAGAGUAACAUCAUUCAGUUUUUGUUUAUUUGACCAAAUUGAUUAGAAUAUCUGUAAUGAAAGUUUUCAUAAUAGAGUCCAAAGUAACCUUGCAUUAACAAAUCCAUGUAUUUACAGACUGGUGCGAACUCUUGUCUGAGUUAGAUUUGUUAAAUAAUGAUUAAAUUCUGAUCUCACUUAUUUUUCAAUUAUGCAUUUGUUCCGUUACUUUCAGGGCUGAUCUCACUCAAGUGGUGCCUAUAUGUUCUCUUGCUAUAUUUUCAAAUACUUCCUUUCUCAUGCUAUAUAUUUUCAUAUACAUGGUUCCUGGGGAUUUUGUUCUAUUCCAAGUCAGUUCAUGUAAAAAACAUACUUAUGUGACUAUGUGGUAGAGUAUGAUCUCCAACUUUUAUGUCUAACAUAAGAUUGAUGUUUUUUUCUUUAUACUCUACCCAUGGUUCCAAAGCUUAUCUCCACACCUCUAAAGUUCUAACUUUUCCAUUUAUUUCCUUUCUCAACAUUCCUACUAAGAUUACAUUAUUUAUAAGAAGCAUGCCAUUGACUCCUAGAUAUACUCUGUUGGCACAUCUACAAACAAGCCUCAGGGCAAAAAAAUUAGGGCUCAAAUUGAUCACUGCCUCCAGGGAACAUCUUGGUUGAUAGAAGUGGGAUCAGAUUAAGACCAAGAAACAGUAGCCAAAAAGAAGAAGGUCUGUAUUGGUACUUAUAAGAACUUCCUCAAACAGAACUGUUCUCACUUGAAUUGCUUUAAGGUAUUUCAAGGAACCUUAAACUUCCACACAAAACCAUACAGUUAUAUUCUCACCUCAACAAUUACUAAUAACUUCCUUUAAUUGUAGUCUUUGACAGCUGCCCCCGUUAAUUCUUACACGUUAUAAUUUUUCUUAUUCUUUCUCUGAUAAUAGUUGGUUAUCUUGUUCUAUCAAGAUAUUAUCUUAUCAACUGCAUUCCUUUACUAGUUCAUCACAGGUUUCGUAAACUAUCUUGUAUUCCCAAUAGAAUUUUUACGCUUCUCUCCUUGUCUUUUAGUUUGACACGUUUUGGUCAUGACCUCAAACCUAGAAAUGAUAAACUCUACCAUCAAAUGUAUUGUUUGGGGUAUUCAAAUCUGUGAAAGGACUGUAAUUGUUUUUCUACAUCAACUUCAGAAACAUUUUAUCUUCUUGCGUUACCCUUUUCAACACCUGCCCCAUUUUUUUCAUUGUACUUGAAGCAACAUUUUACAGCAAAACAAAAUGGUAUUGCCAAAAAAUGAACUGAUACUUGGUCGAAAUUACUUGUACCUUACGUCACCAUUAUGUUCCUCUUCACUUUUGGGACGACGCAUUUGUCACAUGUCACAAUUUCUUCAUUUUUGGUGUCUGCAAUCAGGUUCCUACUCUAUCUUGUAUUGCAGAUAGACUAUUUACCUUGUUUCUCCCCUUAUAUUUAGUUUCACAAGUUUUGGCCAUGAUCUUAAAUUACAUAUUUUUAUACUUUCUAUCAAAUCUCUAGAAUGUAUUUUUUUGGGUGUUAUUCAUGUCUCCAAAAGUGUUAUCAUAGUUUUUAUUUUAUUUUUACCUCAACUUCAACUAUAUAUUGUCUUUACUGAGUUACUAUUUUUUUGAGACCUUCCCCCUCUCCUUCACUAUAUCUGAUGUGAUAUUGACUACAAAACCUUUGUAUAUUUGACCUAUUGUUUUUGCUCCACCUCCAUUGAUUACUUACUAACAACGGAAACUCACUCCAGUAAGAUUCCACCUACUUGUCUCUUGUUUGGAUUUUGUGUCUAUUCUUAAGUUUACAUAUGAAGCCACAACUAAACCGAAUUGGUGCUAGGCAAUGUUGGAUGGUAUGAGAGCUUUACACUCCAAUGGCAUUUGGAUACUUGUUCCCUUAACUCCUGACAAGACUAGUAAAUAGCUUGUGGUUAAUACAGUAAAGAUGGGAUCAAAUGCUCGUGUUGACAGUUUUAAAACUCACUUGAUGACCAAAGGUUAUAUACAAAAUUUUGGUCUGGAUUAUGUGAACACCCUUUUCUUCAGUGAUGAAUAUGACUUCUGUUUAUCUCUUUCUUGCCAUGACUACCCUAGAAUGACUUCUACACUAGUUAGAUACUAAAUAUGCCUUGUUACAUGGUAAGUUGCAUGAAAUUUAUAUGUAUCAGUAUCCACGUUUUAGUGUUUUUGGUGAGUCUUGUCUUGUAUGUUGGCUUUGUCGUUUUCCCAGAGGAUUGAAGUGGUCUCAUCAUGACUAGUAGUUUGGCUGUUUUAUUUCCGCGAUAAUACAUUUCACCAUAACUCGGUGAAAGUUGAUCACUCUAUUUUCUCCUUUCAUUGCGGUGCAUUUAUUUUGUCAUCUAUGUUGAUGCCAUCAUCACUAGUAAUGACAUAAUAAAGACUCAAAACUCACCUCUUCAUUUAGUUUUAAACAAAAGACUUGGGACCCUCAAAUACUUGUCAGGGAUAGAAAUUGUCCAAUGCUUUUCUUAUACUGCAUUACCCAAUAAAAUGUGCUUUGAUAUUGUGAGACUGAUAUUCUUGAUUGCCAUCUGAGUUAUACUCUAAUGGUUCCCAAUGUGAAGCUUCAACUAAGUUAAAGGGGCCGUUUCGUGGGAAAACUCAACCAUCUCAUUGUCAUCAUACCUCACAUCACCUUUAUAGUUAGUGGUAAGUCAAUUUUCCACUUGUGAUAGUCAGUUAGAUGUUAUCACACAUAUUGUUUGGUACAUAAAUGAUGACUAAUAUAUAAGAAAAUAAAGGAAAUGCCAAAAUUACUUGUUACUCUAAUAUGAUUUUGGCAGGAUCAUCAUCAAACAAGAGACCCACCUCUAGGUAAUGUGGUCUUAUGAGAGGAAAUUUCGUUUAAUUGAGGAGAAAGAAGCAUGACAUAUUUUAGAUUAAAAAUUGUGCUAUGGUAUCGGUUGCAUGCAGGUACGUGGCUAAAUUAGGAGACAUUCAAUAUAUGAAACUUAUAUUUGACAAUCAAGUUGUAUUUCACAUUACAUCAAAUCCAAUCUUUCUUGAUCGGGCCAAAUACAGAUAGAUUGCUACUUUGUAAGAAAAAAUCUGUUUUAAGAGGAAACUAUAAGUGACUUUGUCAACUCUAAUGACUGGUUGACCGACAUUCUCAGCAAGUUCUUGGAAGCUUUCAUCUUGAUUACAUUUUAGCAAGUCAUGACAUUGUGCUUCAAACUGGAGGGAAGUGUUAUAUAUGAAAAUAAUUAUCCCCAUAAAUAAGUGUUGUUGUUACAACAAUUUAGGAGUUUAAUUUAUGCUUUUGUAUUUGUGA